AUGGGUGGCGAGGACUCCGGAAGCGCACUAGCCAAUCGGGUGGAUGCACGUUGUGGCUACAAUAACCUUGAUUCAUUCUUUGCUAGACGCAUCGUCAGCGAGCUGGAUGCUCUAUUGAAUGAGCAUAAUGAAUUGUUGAAAAUAUUCAAAUCCCACAUGCACAAAUUAGAAAGCGAUAAUCACGCUAUUGUUAUUAAUCCUGAUAAAACACCAGCUGGAGAACACAUUUGUAGAUUCAAUGCACCGGUUGCUGACGACGUUGCUGGAAUCAUGGUUGGCGAUCGUACAGGAGCCGAAACAAACAAGAACGUUAGCUCGAAGGAUUAUUAUGCGUAUAGAUUGAAGAUUAGACGCGGGCUGGAUAACGUCAUUCUACGAUUUCGAGAGCUUUGUCAACAAUUCAUGGUCGACAUGUACGCGAAGAUAGAAGGCGAACGACUACGAUACUUACGAUAUAAUCAACUCAAGCUACGUCUGGAAGAGUACAUUCAUUUGCGAGAUGCUAUUGUCAACAACGCCGACGCCGCCGAAAUUGAAAUUCCCGAUCCGUCUACUGAUCAAUUGCUGUUUGAUAUUGUUACAGCAAACAUGAUUCAUGGCCCACGCGGUACUUUUAAUCGUUCAUCGCCUUGCAUGUCAGAUGGAAAAUGUACAAAAAAUUUCCCUAAAGAUUUCACUAACGAUACAAUCACAAAUGUCGACGGAUAUCCAAUAUAUCGUCGAAGGAAUCCAGAUAAUGGCGGACAAUCAUUUAUUAAAAACAUCAGCAACACAGACAUUGAUAUUGACAAUCGUUGGGUCGUGCCAUAUUCGCCCCUGCUGAGCAAAACAUACAAUGCUCAUAUUAAUGUUGAGUUCUGGAGUUCUGUGAAGAGCAUCAAAUACAUUUGCAAGUAUGUCCAUAAAGGCAGUGACAUGGCGGUGUUUAGAGUGGAAAAUACCAAUGUGAAUGCUCCUCCAGUAAAUAAAAACGAUGAAAUAACGCUCUACCAAAUAGGUCGGUACAUCAGCUCCAAUGAAGCUGUUUGGCGUAUCUUUGGUUUUCCAAUUUAUGAACGGGAUCCAGUAGUUGUUCAGUUAGCCGUUCAUCUUGAAAAUGAUCAGCAUGUAUAUUUCACGAACGAGACAGCGAUUGAUCGUGCUAUAAAUCCACCAAAAACUACACUCACUGAAUUUUUUGAAUUGUGUAAUCGUGCGGAUGAUUUUGGUGCCUUUGCACGUACUUUACUCUAUUCACAAGUACCACGCUAUUUCACAUGGGCUCAAACAAAACAAUGGAUACCCCACAAGCAAGGCUCACCAGUUGAUGCAUGCCCCAAUUUAUUCAAAUCAAACGCCUUGGGGCGAGUAUUUACAGUGAAUCCAAGACAGACUGAGUGCUUUUAUCUUCGACUAUUGUUGGUUAAUGUUACUGGCCCAUUGUCAUUUCAAGAUAUACGUAAAGUGAAUGGGCAACAGUAUACAACGUAUAAAGAUGCUUGUCUUGCACUCGGCUUGCUAGAAGAUGACAAUCAGUGGGAAUGUAUGCUUGCUGAAGCAGCAUUGAACUGUACAGCAAUACAAAUUCGUCUACUAUUCGCUAUAGUGUUGACUACAUGUUUUCCAGCCCGAGCAGAGAUAUUGUGGGAUAAUCACAAAGAUUCAAUGACUGAUGAUAUAUUGCAUCAACAUCGUACACGGUGUAACGAUCUGGCGAUAACAUUCAGCGACGAUAUGUAUAAUGAAGCAUUGAUUGCUAUUGAGGAUCUUUGUAUUAUCAUUGCCAACUUACCACUCAGUCAUUUCGGUAUGAAUUCGCCAAAUCGAGGUGCAACUGAUUUAAUGAACACUGAAAUGAAUCAUGAAAUGCAGUACAACACUGUAGAAACGGCGGCGAUUGUUACUCGCAAUGUCCCACUAAUGAAUGAGGAACAAAGAACCAUUUACGACCGCAUUAUGCUCGCACUUUCAGCAGGACAAGGUGGGUUCUUCUUUUUAGAUGUACCAGGUGGAACUGGCAAGACAUUCCUUAUUUCGCUAAUGGUCGCCAAAAUACGAUCCAAUAAUGGCAUCGCAUUGGCCGUUGCAUCAUCGGGCAUUGCGGCAACUUUAUUGGAUGGAGGCAGAACAGCUCAUUCACUGUAA
Messenger RNA from Cotesia glomerata, 2124 nucleotides. RefSeq lists its product as uncharacterized. Bases 1 to 2124 code for a protein of 707 amino acids. Lineage: Eukaryota; Metazoa; Arthropoda; Insecta; Hymenoptera; Braconidae. The transcript is spliced from 4 exons. The record is from RefSeq and is a predicted model, not a curated record. Gene Ontology annotation, molecular function: DNA helicase activity. Gene Ontology annotation, biological process: DNA repair; telomere maintenance.